AUGAUUUUGUACGGCUCUCUCGUCCGCUCUCGCCGUGACAUCACUACCAACCAGGCUGGUUUGGUUUCAGGUGCUAAGACUGGUGCUAAGGCUGGUGUCGACGCUAGAAACCACACUGCCGUGGUUGAGCUUAUUUCACCGGCCAUCGACACAAUGGACCAAGCCAAGUUCGAGGACGAGAUGAGAGCGCUGGCCGUGUGCGUCAAGUGCCUCGACGAGACGAAGCCGAGGGCGAGCCUGAAGUGGUGCACCGGCUGCCGCAUGGUUCUGUACUGCUCUCCGGAGCACCAGAAGGGUCACUGGCAGGACCACAAAGCUUUCUGCAAGGCUAGAAAGAAACUGGCCGGAGCGUUCCCGGUCAGCCGUGAUAGUUGGGUCCCGCCGCUGUCGUCCCCUCACGGUGGUGCCGGUAUCGCGAAGCGGGAGUGCGAGGUGUACGUCUCCGUGUGCGACGCGACGGGAGUGUUUUCCAUCCUCGGCAUGUUCUGGAAGGAGGACGAGAAGGACCGGGCGAGCAGCAGCAGCAGGCUUUGCAGCUUGAUGGUCCAGUUGGGCAAGGGCCCAGUAGCUUGCCUGGAGUCGAAACUCCAAGACUGGGAGCCGCGCACCCGUUGGGCCGCCCUCAAGACCCUCACCGUGCAGGGGAGUGCCGACUACGUGCGGGUCACACGAGCGAUGGCCGCGUCUUUGACGAGGAGGGCCUUGGAAGACGCCAGGAGGCCUGGUAACGAGGAGAAUAAGACGGGAGGAGCAAAGGGUUCCUUCCCCGGAAAGUUCGACUCGGCAGCCGCUUACUUCCUCGACUACGAAGGCAAGGCGGGGGAGGGGGGAGGGGUCGAUAGCUGCGGCCUGGAGGAGUACCUGAAUUCGGAGGCGCACGCUUCCUUCAAGCGGACCCUCCUGGAGUGCUGUGACGGCGGUAACUCUCUAGACGUGUUCUUCUUCGGCCUUCUCAACGAGCGGCGAGAGUUCAGGGACUGCUAUUCAUUUCUGGAGGGCAUGGCGGAGCUCGGCGGAGCAGAGAACUUUGAGGAUGCCCUUGAAAAGCUGGCAAGGCAGGGGGAAGCGGGCGGUAGAAGUGAUAGCAACACCAACGGCAGGGCCACUGCCAAGCUGUGCGAGCACGCGUGCCUCUGCUUCCACCUCGCAGGGCUACCGGGGGCAGCAUCGGCGAUGCACAUAGCCAAGGAGAGCUGCGAGGAGGACUUCGCAUCUAGCCCGUUCGUCAGGGCAAUGAUGUACCGAACCGCCUACCGCAACUCGAAAGGGGAGGAGGUGCCUUCCCCCAAGCCGGAGCUGUCGGAGCGAUACACGGACAUGGUGAUGAAGCCGCUCCAACACGCCCAGGAAGCGACAGGGCAGCACCUAGCACAGCUCACCCCGGUGUCGGUAGAGAUCAAGGCUCUGCUCGAACAAGAGAUUCUCCUCUAG
Ectocarpus siliculosus is the source of this 1431-nucleotide messenger RNA. The record is from the annotation of a GenBank genome assembly. NCBI's taxonomy places the organism in Eukaryota, Phaeophyceae, Ectocarpales, Ectocarpaceae.